Messenger RNA from Perkinsus marinus ATCC 50983, 522 nucleotides. RefSeq lists its product as hypothetical. Bases 1 to 522 code for a protein of 173 amino acids. The record is from RefSeq and is a predicted model, not a curated record. NCBI's taxonomy places the organism in Eukaryota, Perkinsozoa, Perkinsida, Perkinsidae. Gene Ontology annotation, molecular function: transmembrane transporter activity. Gene Ontology annotation, biological process: transmembrane transport. The transcript has a single exon. Gene Ontology annotation, cellular component: membrane.
AUGCCACCAGUUCUGGUACGUUUCUGCAUUGGUUCAUUGUGUGGCGCGGCGUCCCUACUCGUGGCUCUUGGUGUGGAGUAUAUGGUUAUGCCGAAGCCUGUCUUCUCUGUCUCCAUUUGGUGGCAGAUUCCGCAGUUCUGGUUGAUUGCUGCUGGUGAGAUCUUCCUAAUUUCAACUUCUUACGAAGUCGCAUUCACCCACUCUCCGGGAGCAUUGAAGGCAGUUGCUUCAGCCUUCAACCUUUGCUUCUUCUCUAUUUCUAAUGUUCUCUCGGCGGUCCUUUUCCAACUAUGCUCUGAUUGGCUUCCCAAUUUCGAUGUUGAGAAUCCAACUGAGGAUGCUGUCAGUGGUGCACACUACGACUUCUACUAUAUGGUAUUGAUAGCAUUGUGUAUAUUCGGUGCAGUCGCUGCGGUGUCGAUGAUUCCGUACUUCAACAGGGUCGCCGCCAAGAACGCGGCUAGGAAGUUGGAAGCUGAGCUUGAGAAUGUCGAGAAGAAUAAGGUCGAGGUCGAUGUAUAA